This is a messenger RNA of Aspergillus tubingensis, 936 nucleotides long. Its product is annotated as class I SAM-dependent methyltransferase. The record is from RefSeq and is a predicted model, not a curated record. NCBI's taxonomy places the organism in Eukaryota, Fungi, Ascomycota, Eurotiomycetes, Eurotiales, Aspergillaceae. The transcript is spliced from 3 exons. The coding region runs from base 1 to 936 and encodes 311 amino acids.
AUGGCUGCCAAGGACCUGACGACGAGGGAAUGGAUCAAUGCUCUCAUUGAGCCUGGCUAUCUUCUAGUCUGGGCCCUGCGCUAUUAUGUCAAGGUCAAUUUUGAGACUGUCUUCGGCAAAGGACAAAUCCUCGCUCCUCUUCUCCACCAGAGCAGACUUCGUGAUGAAGCAUUCGGCAAAUUCUGGGUAGCUUUCAGCACAUACCUCCAAGCAAACGCCCCAGCAUCACCACCACCCACCCAACCCCCAGACCAAAUCAUCCGCUCCUCAGACCUAAUCCCACCCCUCCUCGCCCGCGCCUCGGGCACCGUCCUCGACGUCGGCCCAGGCACAGGUACUCAAAUGCCCCUCCUCCGCUCCCCAGCCAUCAAGACCAUCUACGGCGCGGAGCCCUGCCACGGCCUCCACGCCGAACUGCGCGCCAGCGCUACCUCCCAAGGUCUCGAGGAUAAAUACAACAUCCUCCCCUGUGGCGUAGAAUCCGCAGACCUUAUCCCCGCUCUUCAAAGGCAAGGCCUCCUCAAGACCGACUCUUCAGACGUGCCAUCUAUUCUUGAGAAGCUGUCGACGACCAAAGAAGGCGUAUUCGACACCAUCGUCUGCGUGCGCGUGUUAUGCUCAGUCCCCGAUAUGCACCGCACCGUCCAGGACUUGUACACGCUCCUCCGACCAGGCGGAAAAAUGCUCGUCGUUGAGCAUGUAGUUAACCCGUGGCGGACGCCGAAAGGGUCCGUGAUCGCGAGGGCAUUCCAGGCCUUUUAUGGGUUCAUGGGCUGGAGUUGGUAUUUGGGAAACUGCUGCAUGAAUCGGGAUACCACGUCAGCCUUAAAGCAUGCUGCGGAUCAGGACGGUGGGUGGGAGUCGGUUGAGUUGGAGAGCUGGUUCGAGAGUACGCCGAUGCCGUAUGUUGCGGGUAUUUUGACGAAGAGGGGUUAA